AUGGACUACAACAGCACCCGCAUGAGCCAGCAAUUCCGCUCCCAAAGCCAGCCCACUGGCGGCCGAGGGAAACAACAACAAAUUGACCCCGACGUCAUGAUGCGCCUGCCCGACCGAGAAAUCGUCGGAUGCAUCAGCGACAUCGGCGUCCAAUUCGCACUGGAGGACCUGCAGAAACCCAACCCGCAGCAGAUACAGAAGAUCUUCGAAUGGUUUGCGGAAUUGCUCAUGAAUACAACGCGGGAGACGGUGGAGCCGGCCAUGCGUGCUGCUGCGGAGGAGAUUUGCGGGGAACAUAUGGAGAUCGUGCCGCCGGAUACGAGGAAUUUGAUGGGCUUUUACGUGUCGCUACGGAAGUUGCUGGUCGAGUGCGGCAUUGCAGAUUUUUCCUUCAAUGACCUGCUCAAACCUACGCACGACCGCCUCGUCAAGAUCUUCUCCUACGUCAUCAACUUCGUCCGUUUCCGAGAGUCGCAGACCGCUACUAUCGACGAGCACUUCAACAAGGCCGAAAGAACCAAAUCCCGCAUUGAGACGCUCUAUCUUGAGAAUCAAGACAUGGAGUCACGGCUUGACGAGAUGAGGCGGGAGCGCAAGUCAAUGGAUCAACAGGUCAAGGAGAAAACGAAGCGCAACGACGAGCUGAAGCAGCGGCUGUUAGAGCUCAAGAAGGGCCAAGAGCGAGUGGCGGAGCGGUUGGAGAGAGUACGAGGCGAGAAGGGCAGGCUGACGGGCGUGCUGGAAGAGAAGACGGAGAGAUGUCUCGGCGUGAGGCAAGAGUCUGAGAAGCUACGACCAUACGUUUUACAGUCGCCGGCUGCUUUACAGGCGAAUCUGACGGAGCUGUCCGAGAACCUGGGACGGGACAGAUCACAGAUCGACUCGCUAGAGAAGCGAACAAGAGCCCUCCAGACCAGCACCGACACAUUCGGCGUAGUGACGAACGACGUCGUCUCUUGCACCAAGAUCCUGGAAGAAAUCUCAAACGAGCUGCACAAAGAAGACGAAGAAAACCUCAAAGCCGCCAAACGACGGGACGCCCUCUCGGAACGUGGCAACAACGUGCGAGAAGUCGAGCGAACGGAAGCGGUGCUGCAACGGCACUUGAAGAGAUGGCUGGAGCGAACGGAGACGGUGAGGAACGGGAGCCGGGAGAAGGCGCAGUCGGCGAAGGAGAAGAUGGAGGAGCUGAGGAGCGUACACCGCCGACUUACGGAGGAGAGGGUGGAUAAGGGACGGGAGAUGGAGAAGAGGAGGGUUAGGAUUGAGCAGACGGAGAAGAAGAUGGCCGACCUGAAAGAGAACAUCGAGGACGAGAUCCACUCGGCUCACGACCAGUAUCUGAAGAUGGACUCGCACGUCAAGCUUUACAUGAACGAGAUCGAACAUCUGAUGUAA
Letharia columbiana is the source of this 1398-nucleotide messenger RNA. RefSeq lists its product as uncharacterized. Gene Ontology annotation, cellular component: Ndc80 complex; kinetochore. Gene Ontology annotation, biological process: attachment of mitotic spindle microtubules to kinetochore; kinetochore organization; mitotic spindle organization. The coding region runs from base 1 to 1398 and encodes 465 amino acids. The record is from RefSeq and is a predicted model, not a curated record. Gene Ontology annotation, molecular function: protein-containing complex binding. Lineage: Eukaryota; Fungi; Ascomycota; Lecanoromycetes; Lecanorales; Parmeliaceae. The transcript has 4 exons.